AUGAGGAGUGACAAGAAGAGUGGCGAGAAUAUGGUGUGAGGGUCAAAUCAGACGGACACUUCCAAUAUUUUAAUUGCAUAUGCCUAAUUGCGCUAUUAAUUAUAAUAUUUAUAAUAACCCUCUGAUCUGGGAAAAAAUCGGAGCAAUUACUCACUACUGUCGCUGUGGAGUUUGACGGCUGAAAUAUCGCCAAAGAUUAGCACUUAAUCCUGAUGCACAGACAGGAUCUCAGAGAAACUCUUUGAAGAUGAGGGAAUUAAAUAUCCCCUCCACUCAAGAAUGUGUAGGCCCGCCUUGGGUGAUGGGCUGCAGCCAUUUUGCACUCUGGAGCUCUUGAAUCUAAUCAGUCAUGGAAUUACAGGAGGAGAGAAAGAGCCGGCCGCUCAUCUCGGACUGUGGGAUGAUUGAAUGUUCAGAUGGAGAGAGAGUGGAGCAGGGCCCGUGUUGGCUAUUUGGCCAGGGUGCAAAUGCUCAGCGUCUCUCGCUCGCUUUCACUCUCUGCUAUAAAUGUCAUGGGAAGUCAGGGAGCCAAGUUAACCUUGCUUUCAUGGCAUGCCAGCCUCCACUGCCAGUUUAAAGAGUCUCAUUACAAUUACCAACACGGCUCAAUCCAAAUAAUGACUUCAAUUAGGCUAUUAAAUAGGGCCGGGGUGACAAGGAGACUAGCUCUCCCUGUCAUCUUCAAACACCCCAAUGACUGGACCCUCAUGUAAUGUCAUAAUUAAAACGAUGGUUGCUCGUCUGUUUGCCUGACAUAGUUUGUGUUUUUUUCUUUGUGUCUGGCAUGUCAUUGUCUGUUCACUUCUCUGCAUCUCUCGCUCUCUCUCUGCAUCUCUCUCUCUCUCUCUGCAUCUCUCUCUCUGCAUCUCUCUCUCUCUCUCUGCAGCUCUCUCUCUGCAUCUCUCUCUCUCUCUCUGCAUCUCUGCAUCUCUCGCUCUCCUCUCUCUGCAUCGCUCUCUCUCUCUCUGCAGCUCUCUCUUUCUGCAGCUCUCUCUGCAUCUCUCUCUCUCUCUGCAGCUCUCUCUCUCUCUGCAUCUCUCUCUCUGCAUCUCUCGCUCUCUCUCUGCAGCUCUCUCUCUCUGCAGCUCUCUUUCUCUGCAGCUCUCGCUUUCUUUCUGCAUCUCUCUCAAUUUUCAAUUCAAUUUAAGGGCUUUAUUGGCAUGAGAAACGUAUGUUAACAUUGCCAAAGCAAGUGAAGUAGAUAGUAAACAAAAGUGAAAUAAACAAUAAAUAUUAACAGUAAACAUUACACUCAGAAGUUCCAAAAGAAUAAAGACAUUUCAAAUGUCAUAUUAUGUCUAUAUACAGUGUUGUAAUGAUGUGCAAAUAGUUAAAGUACAAAUGGGAAAAUAAAUAAACAUAAAUAUGCGUUGUAUUUACAAUGGUGUUUGUUCUUCACUGGUUGCCCUUUUCUUGUGGCAACAGGUCACAAAUCCUGCUGCUGUGAUGGCACACUGUGGUUUUUCACCCAGUAGAUAAGGGAGUUUAUCAAAAUUGGGUUUGUUUUCGAAUUCUUUGUGGCUCUGUAAUCUGAGGGAAAUAUGUGUCUCUAAUAUGGUCAUACAUUUGGCAGGAGGUUAGGAAGUGCAGCUCAGUUUCCACCUCAUUUUGUGGGCAGUGUGCACAUAGCCUGUCUUCUCUUGAGAGCCAGGUCUGCCUACGGCGGCCUUUCUCAAUAGCAAGGUUAUGCUCACUGAGUCUGUACACAGAGAGAGAGAGAGAGAGCUCUCUGCAUCUCUCUCUCUCUCGCUGCCUCUCUCUCUCGCUGCGUCUCUCUCUCGCUGCGUCUCUCUCUCUCUCUCUGCGUCUUUCUCUCUCUCUCGCUGUGUCUCUCUCUCUCUCUGCGUCUCUCUCUCUCUCUCUGCUUCUCUCUCUCUCUCUCUCUCUGUCUCGCUCUCUCUCUUCUCUCUCUCUCUGCGUCUCUCUGCUCUCUCCUCUCUGCUCUCUCCUGCUCUCUCUGCUCUGCUCUCUGCUCUCUCGCUGCUCUCCUCGCUCCUCUCGCUCUGCAUCUCUCUCGCUCUGCAUCUUCUCUGCUCUGCUCCUCCUCUGCGUCUCUCUCUGCGUAUCUCUCUCUCGCUCUGCAUCUCUCGCUCUGCAUCUCUCUCUGCAUCUCUCUCUCUCGCUCUGCAUCUCUCUCUUCGCCCUGCAUCUCUCUCUGCAUCUCUCUCUUCGCUCUGUCUCUCUUCUCCUCGCUCUCAUCUGCUCUCUCAUCUCUUCUCCUCUGCUCUCUCUCUCGCUCUGCUCUCUCUUCGCUCUGCAUCUCUCUCUCUCGCUCUCUUUCCUCUGCAUCUCUCUCUUCGCUCUGCAUCUCUCUCUUUCCUCUGCAUCUCUCUCCGCUUGCAUCUUCUCUCCGCUCUGCAUCUCUCUCUCGCUCUGCAUCUCUCUCUCGCUCUGCAUCUCUCUCUCGCUCUGCAUCUCUCUCUCGCUCUGCAUCUCUCUUUCGCUCUGCAUCUCUCUUAUUCACUCUGCAUCUCUCUCUCUCUCGCUCUGCAUCUCUCUAUCUCUCUCUCGCUCUGCAUCUUUCUCUGCUAGUUUCUCUCUGCAUCUCUUUCUCUCUCUGCGUCUCUCUCUCUCGCUCAGCAUCUCUCUCUCGCUCUCUCUCUACAUCACUAUCUCUCUCUCUCUCUCUCUCUGUCUCUGCAUCUCUCUCUCUCUCUCUCUCUCUCUCUCUCUCUCAAUUUCAAUGUCAAUUUAAGGGCUUUAUUGCCAUGGGAAACGUAUGUUUAACAUUGCCAAAGCGAGUGAAGUAGAUAGUAUACAAAAGUGAAAUAAACAAUAAAUAUUAACAGUAAACAUUACACUCAGAAGUUCCAAAAUAAUAAAGACAUUUCAAAUAUCAUAUUAUGUCUAUAUAUACAGUGUUGUAACAAUGUUCAAAUAGUUAAAGUACAAAUGGGAAAAUAAAUAAAUAUAAAUAUGGGUUGUAUUUACAAUGGUGUUUGUUCUUCACUGAUUGCCCUUUUCUUGUGGCAACAGGUCACAAAUCCUGCUGCUGUGAUGGCACACUGUGGUUUUUCACCCAGUAGAUAAGGGAGUUUAUCAAAAUUGGGUUUGUUUUCAAAUUCUUUGUGGAUCUGUGUAAUCUGAGGGAAAUAUUUGUCUCUAAUAUGGUCAUACAUUUGGCAGGAGGUUAGGAAGUGCAGCUCAGUUUCCACCUCAUUUUGUGGGCAGUGUGCACAUAGCCUGUCUUCUCUUGAGAGCCAGGUCUGCCUACGGCGGCCUUGCUCAAUGGCAAGGCUAUGCUCACUGAAUCUGUACAUAGUCAAAGCUUUCUUUAAGUUUGGGUCAGUCACAGUGGUCAGGUAUUCUGCCACUGUGUACUCUCUGUUUGGGGCCAAAUAGCAUUCUAGUUUGCUCUGUUUUUUUGUUCAUUCUUUCCAAUGUGUCAAUUCAUUCUCUUUUUGUUUUCUCAUGAUUUGGUUGGGUCUAAUUGUGUUGUUGUUGUUGUUGUUGUCCUGGGGCUCUGUGGGGUCUGUUUGUGUUUGUGAACAGAGCCCCAGGACCAGCUUACUUAGGGGACUCUUCUCCAAGUUCAUCUCUCUGUAGGUGAUGGCUUUGUUAUGGAAGGUUUGGGAAUCGCUUCCUUUUAAGUGGUUAUAGAAUUUAACAGAUCUUUUCUGGAUUUUGAUAAUUAGAGGGUGUCGGCCUAAUUAUGCUCUGCAUGCAUUAUUUGGUGUUGUUCGUUGUACACUGAGGAUAUUUUUGUUGAAUUUUGCAUACAGAGUCUCAAUUUGGUGUUUGUCCCAUUUUGUGAAUUCUUGGUUGGUGAGCAGACCCCAGACCUCACAACCAUAAAGGGCAAUGGGUUCUAUAACUGAUUCAAGUAUUUUUUGCCAGAUCCUAAUUGGUAUGUCGAUUUUAUGUUCCUUUUGAUGGCAUAGAAGGACCUUCUUGCCUUGUCUCUCAGAUCGUUCACAGCUUUGUGGAAGUUACGUAUGGCGCUGAUGUUUAGGCCGAGGUAUGUAUCGUUUUUUGUGUACUCUAGGGCAACAGUGUCUAGAUGGAAUUUGUAUUUGUGGUCCUGGCAACUGGACCUUUUUUGGAACACUAUUAUUUUUGUCUUACUGAGAUUUACUGUCAGGGCCCAGGUCUGCAGAAUCUGUGCAGAAGAUCUAGGUGCUGCUGUAGGCCCUCCUUGGUUGGUGACAGAAGCACCAGAUCAUCAGCAAACAGUAGACAUUUGACUUCAGAUUCUAGUAGGGUGAGACCAGGGUGCUGUAGACUGUUCUAGUGGCCUCGCCAAUUCGUUGAUAUAUAUGUUGAAGAGGGUGGGGCUUAAACUGCAUCCCUGUCUCACCCCACGGCCCUGUGGAAAGAAAAGUGUGUGUUUUUUGCCAAUUUUAACCGCACACCUGUUGUUUGUGUACAUGGAUUUUAUAAUGUCGUAUGUUUUUCCCCCAAACCCACUUUCCAUCAAUUUGUAUAGCAGACCCUCAUGCCAAAUUGAGUCUAAAGCUUUUUUUAAAUCAACAAAGCAUGAGAAGUCUUUGCCUUUGUUUUUGUUUGUUUGUCAAUUAGGGUGUGCAGGGUGAAUACGUGGUCUGUCGUAAGGUAAUUUAGUAAAAAGCCAAUUUGACAUUUGCUCAGUACAUUGUUUUCACUGAGGAAAUGAACUAGUCUGCUGUUAAUGAUAAUGCAGAGGAUUUUCCCAAGGUUGCUGUUAAUGCAUAUCCCGUGGUAGUUAUUGGGGUCAAAUUUGUCUCCACUUUUGUGGAUUGGGGUGAUCAGUCUUUGGUUCCAAAUAUUGGGGAAGAUGCCAGAGCUAAGCAUGAUGUUAAAGAGUUUAAGUAUAGCCAAUUGGAAUUUGUGGUCUGUAUAUUUUAUCAUUUCAUUGAGGAUACCAUCAACACCACAGGCCUUUUUGGGUUAGAGGGUUUAUAUUUUGUCCUGUAGUUCAUUCAAUGUAAUUGGAGAAUCCAGUGGGUUGUGGUAGUCUUUAAUAGUUGAUUCUAAGAUUUGCAUUUGAUCAUGUAUAUAUUUUUUGCUGUUUGUUCUUUGUUAUAUGGCCAAAAAGAUUGGAGAAGUGCAUCUCUCUCUCUCUCUCUCUCUCUCUGCAUCUCUAUCUCUAUGUUCUUUUAAUCUGUUUCUAACACCAUGGGACAGCAUCUCCACUGGUCUGUGGCCCUUUCAUGUCAUCCUCUCUGUCUAUCUAUAGCAUAAUUGUCAGUCCGUUUGUCUGUCUGACUCUGCAUACAUGUCCCUUUGUCUGUGCUUAAGCACUUUAUAUCGGCAUUAGACCCAUCUCCUCUAGUCUCUGCUAGUCUGUGUGGCUUUUCAUGUCAUUGUUCAUUGGCCGUAGAGUCUGACAGAUCAUUAUCUGAUGGGGGAGAACAGAAGUUUGGUUUCGACUCGCUUCCCAACAUCCCAGCCUUUAUAUUAAUCCAUAUUUAAUUAGACAUUUUCUCUCUGUCCUCCCCUCCUCCCCAUUUGUUUGUUGAGCUCUGUUGUUUUAUGGGAGGAGGGUAGGGAAGGCAGUAGACGGCAGUGAGGUUGACAUAGGAUUACUGUUAAUAAGCAGCAGGGGGAGAGGGGGGGAUAGGCUCCAGGGACUUUAUGGUUUUUCAUUUCAUUAGUGAGGUUUUCUAAUUCAAAUGGGCCUCAUCUGCACGACUCAACAAUAUGAGUCGUGAUGACAGCGGUGAUUUGUAACUUCAGUCAGGUUGAGUUUUUUUUUAAAGCUGAGAAAAGAUACAUGGAGAGCACAGGAGGUUGGUGGCACCUUAAUUGGGGAGGACGGGCUCGUGGUAAUGGCUGGAACGGAAUCUGUGGAAUGGAUCAAAUACAUCCAACACAUGGUUUCCAUGUGUUUGAUGCCAUUCUAUUCGCUCUGUUCCAACCAUUAUUAUAAGCCGUCCUCCUCCCAGCAGCCUCCUGUGAUGGAGGCAAGUAGAGAGGCAGUAAGAUAGAUAGAUGGCUGGAUCGAGUCACAUUCAUUAGUUGUUUUUUCUCACAUAGAGUGAAGAUGAUGUUAAAAGAGCUUUUCUGCUCCGUUAGUCCCAAAUAAAGGUUCUCCUCAUCCUCCUGUCAUUGAAUAAUGUCUGCUUGGAUGAAUGGCUUUUCAUUAGUGACAUUAUUAGGAACUGCAGGCAGUGUUCAACACGGUCCAUCAUGGCAGCACAGCAGCUCAUAGCACCAUUUAGACUGUGGUCAAAAAUCUGUUUCUCGCUCUUCGCAUAUUCUGAAAUGAACAUUUCAAUCAAAGUGUGCGUGUUGCCUUAGGGGAAGGAUGGCUGGUGAAGGUCAGUUUAAAUUUCAACAGCGGUAAUUAGAUUGCUGAUUAGUCAUUGGCUCCCAAUGCAACUCUGAGAAAUGGCUUAUUGUGCUGUGUGUAUGGAGGUAGGCUAGUGACUUAAUGUCACCCAUCCAUUUAGCUUCCGCUCUGGUUGGCAUGGCAGGCACUGGGAACGCCAGGCUCAUUCAUCUCAGGCAGUGGCCACGCACAUGCAUUCUGUCAUACCCUGACACACACACACACACACACACACACACACACACACACACACACACACACACACACACACACACACACACACACGUGCACUUUAACACAGACACACACACACAGCUGUGUACACAAACAGACAUAAUCAACCACCCACACACACACACACACACACACUACAGAAACAAUGACACACACAACCACACACACCUGCUGAUGCUCUCACUCCCCAGGGCGGCCAUGCGUGCAUAUACACUCAGCCCACUCUGAAAAGCCCUGUGAUUGAUUGACAGGCCCCGGCAGUUAUUGGUAUUCCAGCAGCGAGCUGCACCCACUAUGAGUGACACUCGGAUAGAUGUUUGCAGGUCCAGACUCCUCAUACAUUUUAAAACAUUUCACCUGUCUCUCUGUCUUCUCUCCUUCUAUCUCCAUCAGAAGGGCAUCCCCAUCGGCCAAUUCUGCAAGGACUUCAACGAGAAGACCAAAGAGCUCAAGGAAGGAAUCCCUCUGCCCAUCAAGAUCCAUGUUAAGGUGCGUUUAUUUUUUUAAAACCUCACUUAGUGUACACACACCUGCCCCCCAGCAGCUUGCCCUUUCAGAGAUCCUGCCUGAUUUCACUGUCUGCAUACCAUUACCCAAGAACCUCCAUUAUUCAUAUUGUUACACUGAAGUAAGCUAGCAGUGUCCAGGGGGACAUAAAAGUCUCACAGAAUUUAGCGCAUAUAAAAGGAUAGAAUCAUCGUAAAGAGGAUAGAAUCAUCGUAAAGAGGAUAGAACCAUCGUAAAGAGGCUUUUAUGAUUUAUUUUCGUAUGUAUUAAUUUUUCAUAUCUCUCAUAGAGCAGCAUUUUUCUGCUCCCCAUUUCAAAGUCCUCUAGCCAAUUAUACAUUAUGCAUGCAUUGAUGUCAGUGCAUAUGUGGAAUAUCUAAUGAGGGAACAAAUUAAGUCUUGUAAACCCCAUAGGCAUUGACUUUGACAGAAAGGCUCAGAACAAUGUCCAACCCACCUGCAGCCUCGCUCUUACUCAUGGGCUCCAUCUGCUGGUCACUACAAGCAUCUCCUCACUACACAAAUGUCCUUUUGUGUAUAGGGAAAGGGGGAUACCUAGUCAGUUGUACAACUGAAAGCAUUCAACUGAAAUGUGUCUUCCGCAUUUAACCCAACCCCUCUGAAUCAGAGGUGGUGGCUGCGGGGACUUGCUUCCAUUCAGCCACGAGCAUUAGUGAGGUCGGACACUGAUGUUGGGCAAUUAGGCCUGGCUUGCAGUCGGCGUUCCAAUUCAUCACAAAGGUGUUCGAUGGGGUUGGGGUCAGGGCUCUGUGCAUGCCAGUCAAGUUCUUCCACACCGAUCUCGACAAACCAUUUCUGUAUGGACCUCGCUUUGUGCACGGGGCAUUGUCAUGCUGAAACAGGAAAGGGCCUUCCCCAAACUGUUGCCACAAAGUUGGAAGAACAGAAUCGUCUAGAAUGUAAUUGUAUGCUGUAGCAUUAAGACUUCCCUUCACUGGAACUAAGAGCCUAGACCGAACCAUGAAAAAUAGACCCAGAACAUUAUUCCUCCUCCACCAAACCUUACAGUUGGCACUAUGCGUUAGGGCAGGUAGCGUUCUCCUGGCAUCCACCAAACCCAGAUUUGUCAGUCGGACUGCCAGAUGGUGAAGCUUGAUUCAUCACACCAGAGAACGCGUUUCCACUGCUCUAGUGGAAAGCCUUCCCAGAAGAGUGGAGGCUGUUAUAGUAGCAAAGGGGGGACCAACUCCAUAUUAAUGGCCAUGAUUUUGGAAUGAGAUGUUCAACGAGCAGGUGUCCACAUACUUUUGGUCAUGUAGUGUAUAUGCAUGUAUGUGAUGAGCUUCAACCUCUAAUGCGAUCUCACAGACAGACUUGGUUUAGCUAGUGUAGUGGAAGUGUGUCUAUCCCUGGCAUGCCACAGUGCUGCUGGAACCUUGCAGCCUCGAUCAGUCUUGUGUUCAUUGUUCCUUCAUUUCUCUCUCCCUGUCUCUGACUCAUCCUGUUGAACAAAAAGAUAGGAGAAGUAGCAAAUCUUCCUAUUUUACAAAGUUAGCAUCCCUAAAUCAAGAGUAAUUCUCGGAUAUUGCUAUUGUCCACCAGAUCGAUGCCAGGAGCAUUAGGCCAUCCCAGCGAAUGGCUAUUUCAUAGAUGAUGACAAAUGGUGUCAUUUCACUGUGAGGUCAUGGAUGAUCGAUAAUUCCAUUGACAAGUUAAUGCAGAACAGAGAGCAACUUUCCACUUCCUACAGAGUCCACUCCACUUUGAUCACACCUUGAUUGAUGGAUUAAAACACAUCUAAAAUUAACUCUCUCGCCCGCUACCUCUCUCUCUUCCACUACCGCUCUCUCCCCUCCUACCUCUCUUUCUCCCCCCCCCAACCUCUCACUGCAGCCUGACAGGACGUAUGACCUGAAGUGUCUUACUUCCUCAAGCAGGCGGCUGGCAUCCAGAAAGGGGCCAGUAAAACAGGUAAGGUUUGGAUGUUUGGACAAUGUUGGAUGGUUUCCCCCCCCUCACUCAAUCUCUGUAGCUGUCUGUCUGGCUGUCUGAGGCCAGCCCCGUACCGGACGGACAGACAAACGUCUCCCACAGGGCGUUGGGGCUGAGAUUGGACUGAUUGAUUAUGUAUUUAUGAUCGACAGGGGACGGGGCUUGAGCCAGGCAAUUACAGGCAGGAGGAAGGUAGUGGGAACGGUGGUGGGCUAAGGAAAGAGAAUUAUGGAUUUCCUCCUUCUGCGCCGGCUCCUCCCUCCCUCCCUUCAAUAAUUUCCUCGUUUUCCCCCACUCUCCUCCGCACUCUGCCCUCCUUUUUGCUCCUUACCCUUUCUCUUUCUUCCACCCUCUGCUCCCCUCGGUUUCUUUAUCUUAUUCCCACUUUGGACCCACUUUAUCUCUUUCUCCAUCUCUAGGCCAUGAGACAGCUGGGAUGGUGUCUGUAAGGGCUGUGUAUGAGAUGGCUCAGGUCAAGGCCCAGGACGAGGCCUUCAAGAUGCAGAACGCUUCCCUAGAGACGGUCGUCAAGAGCAUCAUCGGCUCGGCUCGCUCGUUGGGCAUUGAGAUCGUCAACGAGUAAGACCCUUGUCUCAAAGUGCCCAGUGUCAUUAAUAUUGGUACAAUACUUGGCAUUGAGAAACUCAUACUCUAUUGUAAACUCAUUAUCUAUUAUCAUACUCUGUUGUACUCCCAGGUAUGGAUUGAUAGACUGGAAUUAAGUGCCAUUCUCAUGAUUGGCAAAUGGUACUGUUGUGAUGCACCAUUAUUCAGUUAGGACCACUGAUAUAAUAGUUUUGACAUUUUAUUCACAUUUUUGUAUUUUCUCCUCUCUCUCGCUCUCUCUCUCUCUCGCCCUGUCUCUCUCUCUCGCCCUGUCUCGCCUUACCUUCCUCCCUCCCUCUCAUCCCACCUUCAGUUUAUCGGCAGAGGAGUACAACACUUUCCUGGAGGAGAAGGAGGCGAGGUUGAGAGCCGAGGCAGCAGCUGCAGCCGAAGCAGUGAAGAAGAAAUGA
Molecule: messenger RNA, 9959 nt
Organism: Coregonus sp. 'balchen'
Lineage: Eukaryota; Metazoa; Chordata; Actinopteri; Salmoniformes; Salmonidae
Source: the annotation of a GenBank genome assembly